AAAACAAGAAAUAAGUCAUUAGUUGUAUACAGUAAAACUUCUGUUAACGGUCACCUCUAUGUAACAGUAAUUUUUUUUUGGUCCCGUCAAGUGUUAUGGGAAAAAUAAAUAAAUUCCUCUGUAUAGCGGGCACUCUAAAUAAUGGUCAAAUUAUAAGAUAAAAUAAUAGAAAAUAUGUACAUGUGUAUGGUUUGCCCAAAUUAUUUAUGGCAGUUUAUAGUUAUCUUAUCAAACUUUUACAAUAACGUUAUGGACACGCCGGGUCUGUGUAUUUUAUUAUGUCUUAUUAGUUGUCAGUGUCAGUUGAAAACGUUUUGAAGUGCGUGGUUAUGAUGACGUCCAAACUAAAACACCUAACUGUAGGAAAAAAAAUGAGGCUGUUAGAAUAUUAUGAAUAAGAAAAUGUGAGCGCGAGUGCUCUUGCAGAUAAAUUUGGAAUAGCGAGAACUCAAGUCACCAAUUUAAUAAAAAAAUAAAGAUUUGGUUUUAAAACAAUGGAAUCCAACGAUAAUGAAUAAUGAUGUAAUGAAAACUAUAAAAUGUCAUAAAACCAAAUAAAUUAAUAAUAUCAUUGAUGCUGUGUACGAAUAGUUUUGCAAAUUAUUGUGUAUGUAUUUGGUUUUUUUAUAUGCACUCUAUAUAGUGGUAAUCUGGAUGUAUUGCACUUCUAUUAACGACCACCUCUAAAUAGCGGUCAUUCUUUUUGGGCUCUUCGGUGACCAUUACAUGGAAGUUUUACUGUAAUACUAAAAAUCAAUUCUUCUGCUGAUUGUAACAAAUUGCAAAAAUAUUUAGAUAUUCUUGUUGAAUGAUUCACGUUGCUUAGCAUAUCCUUCAAUAUUACUAAAUGUAAAACCAUCACAUACACAAGAUGUGUCUCUCCUAUUUAUUGGAUUUAUAAUAUUACUGGCACCCCCUUAUCUCGGAUCUUUGAUGUAACUAAUGAUCUUGGUUUUCAACUAACAAAAUGUCUUAACCAUAGCCCGCUAUAUGUAACUAUAUGCUAUAUAGCUCUAAAAAUGUUGGGUUUUGUAAUGAGACUUUCUAAGGGGCUCCAGUUUCAAAAAUCUAUUAAAGCACUGUAUUGAGCUUUGUUAUGUCCAAUCUUAGAGUAUAGCUCCGUAAUCUGGGAUCCAUAUAACUCUGGUGACUCUAACCAACUGGAAAGGGUACAGCAUAAAUUUCUGAGAUUUGUAGUGUAUACCUCGAGGAUACUUCAUGUUGAAUACGACUACUCUCUUGUGGCAAACCAGCUUAAUCUUCCCUCGGUGGCCGAUCGUUGUCGUUAUGCAAACCUGAAAUUUAUUAAUUUAUCUGUCUGGCGUGAUCGACUCAACAACUCUUUUAUCACUUAUUAAUUUUAAAGUUCUUUUUUGCCAAACCUGUUCACAUGUUCCAUUUCACAUUUCCACAUCCUCCACCAAUUAUAUUUCAAUGAACCAAUCCUUAGAUUAAUGCAUGCAGAUGAUUUGGACCCCCUUCUGUAGUUUAAAAUUCUAAUUUAUACUGUUGUGUACCAUAUUUGAAUUGUAAUUAUGUCUACCAUUUAUAAAAAAUGGUUUAUCUGUAAAACAAUAAACAAUAAAUAGUAAUAUAAUGUUAUUUUGUACCACUAAAACGGUUGUCUAAUCUCUAUAAUUUAUAGUACGUGAGCGUGACAUUUUUGAAAAUUUACAAGGGGGCGUAGACCAAAACGGUUGGGAACCACUGAUCCAAGGCAUUGCUUAGGCUUUAUUACUAUUUUCAUUUUAAAGUGAGUAAUAACUAUGUAAUAGCCAAAAUUAAAACCUAAAAUAUGCCUCAAAUAAUAUUCUUACCUUUAAAUUUGAUUUUAGUUCAAUUUACUCUAAUGUUAAAGCUAACAACCUAAAAUUGGUUUUAAUGGAUGCACAUUUGCUAUGUUUUCAGUAUGGAACCACAAAUGAAGGUGAAAUAUGGUGACCUCUUAGGAAUGCAGAUCAAAUGGAGAUCUGUGUUGAUAGUGUGGAAUCUGCUAUUAAUGCGGUUAAUGGAGGAGCUCAUAGAUUAGAGCUAUGCAGUGCACUAAGUGAAGGAGGAUUAACACCAUCAUUGGGACUUUUGAAAACAUUAAAAACCAUGGUUUCAAUUCCUAUUUUUGUUAUGCUUAGACCAAGGUGUGGUUAUGAUUUCCAAUAUUCAGAUUUAGAAAUUAGAGUUAUUCUUGAAGAUUGUACUUUAUUCAAAAAUGCUGGAGCUGAUGGAUUCGUAUUUGGUGCUCUUACUUCAACCGGUUAUAUUGAUAUUGAUGCGUGUGUUUCAGUAAUUUUAACGGCUCAACCAUUACCUGUUACAUUCCAUCGUGCAUUUGACGUAGCUACCCAAGAUCCAAUCGAAAUGGCACAAGAAAUAGCUGAUUUGGGUUUUAAACGCUUACUAACCAGUGGUAGAAGUCCUGUAGCAGUUGAUGGACAGUGGUUAAUUAAAGCUUUGAUCGAAACCAUGAAAAAUCGUCUAAUUAUAAUGCCUGGAGCUGGUAUUCAAGUUGAAAAUCUUAAAGAUAUCCUCGGCACUACAUUAGCACAUGAAUUUCACGGAUCAGCAAAGGAAGUGAAACAAUAUCCAAAUAAAAAUAAUACAAAAUUGCAUUCAAUUUAUAAAGAAGCCCCCAUUUAUGUUACAGGUCGUGAUACUGUACAAAAAUUACUUAAUAUUUAUAAAAAUCAUUUGAAACUAGAAUAAGAUAUAAAUAAUAAUAAAAAUAAGAUGUACCUAAUUAAAAAACUAUGUCACAAAUAACCUUUAAUUUUAUAGUAACUAAAUACAAUUAUUUAUUUUUAAUGUUAUUAUUGUUGUAUUGUUAAAAAAUAACAAUGAAAUACAAUUUAUCGUGCUCAAUUAAA
Metopolophium dirhodum (rose-grain aphid) is the source of this 2861-nucleotide messenger RNA. Its product is annotated as copper homeostasis protein cutC homolog. The transcript has 2 exons. The record is from RefSeq and is a predicted model, not a curated record. Lineage: Eukaryota; Metazoa; Arthropoda; Insecta; Hemiptera; Aphididae. Bases 1963 to 2700 code for a protein of 245 amino acids. Gene Ontology annotation, molecular function: copper ion binding.